ACUCACUCACCUCCAAACCAAGUCAGAUAUCUUCCACACUGUAAGACUGAGUACUGUUCUUGAGUGGAGCCAAUAGAGAAGACAAUGGCGUCAACCACUCUCAAUCUCAAUCUCUCAACUUUCACAGCUUCACUCCCUCCAUUCUCAUCAUCACCUUCUUCAAAAUUCUCUGCUCUUCGUGUUUCUAACUCAUCAUAUUUUCCUUCACGGAGACUCGCUCUCUUACACCUCGGCUCAGUUCUUCCACACUCACCAUUGUUAGAUGUAAAAGCAUCAAAUUUAUUAAGAGCAGAUGGGAACACUGUAGAUAGACUUAUGGCACAAGCAGCUACUUCUACUACUACAAAGGAAAAUGUAUUAGAUUGGGUCAAGAAUGACAACAGAAGAAUGCUACAUGUUGUUUACAAAGUUGGAGACUUGGAAAAGACUAUAAAAUUCUAUACUGAAUGUUUGGGAAUGAAGCUCUUGAGAAAGCGUGACAUACCUGAGGACAGGUACACAAAUGCUUUUCUAGGAUUUGGACCAGAAGAUUCUCAUUUUGUUGUUGAACUUACUUACAAUUAUGGAGUUGAUAAAUAUGAUAUUGGUAAUGGCUUUGGCCAUUUUGGUGUAGCUGUUGAGGAUGUUGAUAGAACAGUUGAACUUAUAAAGGCAAAGGGUGGAACAGUUACCAGAGAGCCUGGUCUUGUUAAAGGUGGUAGUACAAAAAUUGCUUUUAUUGAAGAUCCUGAUGGUUACAAGUUUGAGCUUUUGGAGAGAGGGCCUACUCCUGAGCCCCUUUGUCAAGUUAUGCUUCGAGUGGGUGAUCUUGACCGUGCGAUAAACUUCUAUAAGAAGGCCUAUGGUAUGGAGCUUCUCCGAGUAAAGGAUAACCCCGAUCACAAGUAUACCAUAGCUAUGAUGGGCUAUGGCCCUGAAGAUAAGAAUGCAGUGCUGGAAUUGACAUAUAACUAUGGGGUCACAGAGUAUGUUAAAGGAAAUGGUUAUGCACAGAUUGCAAUAGGGACAGACGAUGUUUAUAAGACCGCGGAAGCAGUAAAACUAUCCGGAGGUAAAAUAGUACUCGAACCUGGCCCCUUGCCUGGUAUCAAUACCAAGAUCACUGCUUGCUUGGACCCAGAUGGUUGGAAAACGGUCUUUGUCGAUAACAUUGAUUUUCGGAAGGAGCUAGAGUGACCCCCAAAUAACAGCAGCCACUACAUUUUUUUCUGUAGUGCCAUCAAUUAAUCCAAGAAAGCUUAAUGCAUAGAGUAAAAUUAUCUAAAAUCACACCAUGAAUGAACAUACUUGAUCCCAAUUCAUAGAUAUAGAUCAAUCUGUACAUGAUUGUAAAAGUUGUAAAACUGGCUUGCUUUCCCAAUGACAUGUACAUCUAAGGAUUAUUUACUGCAAGUUUAUUUGAUUACAGAAGAUCACAAAGAAUCAUCAUACCACUUAAGAUAAUGUUACAUUGGCAUGACAAUUCAAUAUGUGUUGUAUUCCCUCUGUCCA
Molecule: messenger RNA, 1491 nt
Organism: Cannabis sativa
Lineage: Eukaryota; Viridiplantae; Streptophyta; Magnoliopsida; Rosales; Cannabaceae
Product: probable lactoylglutathione lyase, chloroplastic
Exons: 9
Coding region: 85-1176 (363 amino acids)
Cellular component (GO): cytoplasm
Molecular function (GO): metal ion binding; lactoylglutathione lyase activity
Source: RefSeq, a predicted model, not a curated record